ACACGCAAAAUGGCUCUCUUUGAAGUCCCUGGCUGGUCCUUGCCCUCUGCACCGGUAACCUCUUCAUCACAGUCCACGUCUAAAAAGCGUAAGCGACCAGCGGAUGAUGGACACAAGCUGGAAUCUGCGACCGUCAAUUUGGACAAGUUGAUGAAAACGUUGGAGGGAAAGGACUCAGUGUCUAGCCAGGCUUCUAAGAAGAAAAAGAAAACGCAAAAAGCCAAUGUGGGGGGAAAGCAAUCACGUCCUUCGAAAGAGAGUAAUAUGAAGCAAUCAUCCCCAGUCGCGAAAUCCACAGCGCGACAGGAUAUACCUCACAAUCCAGACAAAGAUUCUCGGAAGGGGAAAAAGAACAAGAAUAAAUCAAAGCCUGAUGUGACUGUGCCUCCAAAAAAACCUUCCACUAAGAUAGACGUCAGCCUCUCCCAUGACGAUAGCUCUCUAACGACUCUACAGAAAGGUAUGAAAGGGAGUUUGGAUGGUGCGCGGUUUAGAUGGAUUAAUGAACUGUUAUACAAGUCGGUUAGCUCGGAGGCAGUUCACAUGAUGAAAGAGAAUCCCAAUGUCUUCGAAGAGUAUCAUUCCGGUUUCCGUCAUCAAGUCCAGUCUUGGCCUUCGAACCCCGUUUCGCACUAUAUAUCCAAACUGUCGACGUACCCUGAAAGGACUGUUGUAGCAGAUCUCGGGUGUGGGGAUGCUACUCUCGCUCGUGCACUUGUCGAUAAAAGCAUCAACGUCCUUUCGUUCGACCUUGUGUCGGAUGGAGCAUUCGUGGUUGAAGCAGACAUAUGUGCAAAAAUACCACUACCUGGCUCGGAACCAUCUCCUGGUAAAAAAUCUGAGGGAAAAGCUCAAGUGGUCGAUGUGGUAGUAUGCGCUUUGAGUCUGAUGGGUACAAACUGGCCACAAUGCAUUAGGGAGGCUUGGAGAAUCCUGAAGGCCGGAGGUGAACUAAAAGUAGCGGAAGUUGCAAGCCGUUUCACGAAUUUGAACGAAUUUACCUCUCUCGUUGGCUCUAUUGGGUUCAAACUGAAGUCCAAGGACAAUGGGAAUACUCAUUUCACGUUAUUUGAGUUCAAGAAAACGGCGCGAACGUCGAUUACAGACAAAGAGUGGUCUGAAAUCAUGUCUAAAGGAGAUGUCCUGAAGCCAUGUGAAUACAAACGACGGUAAAAGAUU
Serpula lacrymans var. lacrymans S7.9 is the source of this 1179-nucleotide messenger RNA. RefSeq lists its product as uncharacterized. Gene Ontology annotation, molecular function: rRNA (adenine) methyltransferase activity. The coding region runs from base 10 to 1173 and encodes 387 amino acids. The transcript is spliced from 5 exons. Gene Ontology annotation, biological process: rRNA methylation; ribosomal large subunit biogenesis. Lineage: Eukaryota; Fungi; Basidiomycota; Agaricomycetes; Boletales; Serpulaceae. The record is from RefSeq and is a predicted model, not a curated record. Gene Ontology annotation, cellular component: nucleolus.